AUGAGUCUGUGCAUCUUUGGCAAUGGACUGCUUGACACACACGAGCCUAAGCUAGUUCUCAUAAAUCUUGACUGGCAAAACAAGGACAAGCAACUUCCAAAACAGUUUGUUGUUAAGACUCUCGAUGAUUCGAUGGUUGAGCUUCGAAAAGUUGGCGGCGGUAAAUUAUGUGAGAAGGUUGACGAAGUCGAGGAAAUUAUAGAAGAUGUUUUGGAUCCUGUCAAAAUUGACCAGUUAGCUGAAGAAUUACGUAAGGAUUUAUGCAUUGUGAGCUGUAAGUUGCUAAUAUAACA
Messenger RNA from Strongylus vulgaris, 293 nucleotides. The record is from the annotation of a GenBank genome assembly. Lineage: Eukaryota; Metazoa; Nematoda; Chromadorea; Rhabditida; Strongylidae.